This is a messenger RNA of Prorocentrum cordatum, 818 nucleotides long. The record is from the annotation of a GenBank genome assembly. NCBI's taxonomy places the organism in Eukaryota, Dinophyceae, Prorocentrales, Prorocentraceae.
CCUCCUCCUAGUGGCGAACAGCGGCCGGCGGGGUUCCCAGGGGCACACACAGGCCUCACAGGAAGCCAAGAAGGAAUGCCACCCGCGGCGAGGGGCCAUGAGGAUGCAGUCCGCCAUGCAAUCACAGCGGCUGAAACCGCAGUGAACGAAUUGCAUCUCGUGUAAAAACGCGAAGGCCGACGACUUGCACAGGCCACGGCUUCCGGCUUCUCCAGAGCACCACGCCGAAGCCCCUGAAGCGCGCGGUUACGAAAGACGUGCUGUCUCUAGGGGAUUGCACAACAGAAGUGGUGGAAACGGCUGGGAUGGAAUGUUUGGUUGCCCCGCACCGGCGGCACAGCUAUAUCGGUUGCUGUCACAGAAGCUCGAGGAUGGCGCCAUCAAAGCUGAGGGCGCCUGGCGGCAAGGUGCCGAUCUUGACUGUCUGUGCCCCGCACAACGGCCGGCCGCACCCGGCGCGAUCCAACUUCUGUGCCGAGCUGCCCAGUUUCAUCGGGAACGGUGCAAAGCUGGCACUCAGGGAGCUCAGCGCGAGGCUUCACGCCCGGCAGCUAGGGGAGAACAGCAGCCCGGGCGAGCACCAAUGUUCGGGAGCCCGGCGGCGCAGCACAGCACCAGCACUGGGACCGGCGCCCUGUUGCUGGAGCUGCGCGCUGCCUCGAAGCCUGCCGCGGGGAACACCUUCUUCACAGCGGCGUCGGAAAGUCUGGUCACUGGCUACAACGCGGGGCCGCACCCACACGACGCGCACAAUUACAAGCGUUUCGGAACUUGCACUUUGAUGUGCAGUCGCUUUGACUGGCCAGUCUGAGCGCAGA